This is a messenger RNA of Asterias rubens (European starfish), 2569 nucleotides long. RefSeq lists its product as uncharacterized. Bases 19 to 2184 code for a protein of 721 amino acids. The record is from RefSeq and is a predicted model, not a curated record. The transcript is spliced from 14 exons. Lineage: Eukaryota; Metazoa; Echinodermata; Asteroidea; Forcipulatida; Asteriidae. Gene Ontology annotation, molecular function: acyltransferase activity, transferring groups other than amino-acyl groups; NAD+ poly-ADP-ribosyltransferase activity.
UCUUCUAAUGUCACUGUCAUGUCGUCUGUUGAAAACAUUUGCACUCGGCUCCCGCCUGUUGGUUUCGUCAAAAAGAAGUCUACUUCGAAACUGGUUGAAGCUGAUUUAGGAGGUAUCCACGAGGAUCAUGUAGGGCAGCUGACAGUCAAAUGUGUUCCUGUGAUACUCGAGUUUCGGCGGCUGUUCAAGAGCACGAAAUUCAAGUCGGUCAACGUUAUUCCAGGGAUACCUAAUCAGGAGUUACUCCACGGCAUCAUUGCACUGUAUGAUGUAUGCUUACCAGAUAUAACACCUGAAGUCUUGUAUUUUACUGUGUGUGGUAAAUGGGCAAAGACUCUGCUACUCAUCAGGGAUGCAACAGAUGUUGCAGAAGAACUUGUGCAUUCCAGAAAGAAGAUAGACCAGAAUGCAAACAAGAGCAAUGGAUCCGAAGGAACAGAUGUCCUCACAGAGAAUACAGUGACCCCUGACCUUGAUCAAGUUGACAAUGAAGUAGAGGGUAAAGGUCAAACACACAUUCCAUCAAACUGUCAGAAAAGUGCAAUUAACUUGGACUCUACCAAAGAGAAAACUGCAAAGGAAGAAAGUGAUGUAGAUAGACAAAACACUUCAGGAGAGAAACACAUUGAUGAGUGGGUAGCAAAGGAGACUUCAGCAGCCGAAGAUGAAGUGCAAGGAGUUACCAAUGAUGCAUUGGCAGCCAAAGAUGAAGGGGAGAAAAAGGGAAUCUUUGCAGAUGUAUUCAGUGAUACAGACAGUGAAAAUGAAUCAGAAAGUGAUGAGGAUGAAGAUGAUUACACUGAAGGACAAGAGGAAUUCUUAAAGAUUGUCAGGCAACGUCGAGAGAGGAGGAAAGUAGCUUUAUCUCAGGGUGAUGAUCCAUCAUUAGCAAUCGGUAUUGAAUCAAGAUUGAUUGCUUGUACAACAUGGGAAAAAUCUACAAUUCGUCCUGGUGAGAGGAUUCUUCAGCUGGAUCUUCUGGCCGUCAGGAAACGCUUCAGGAAAUUAGGUAUCGGCAAAUAUCUACUUCAGAACCUGAAGGACCCUUCACUAGUUGGAUUGUACGAUGCAUUUGUCGUCUAUGCUGAUCAUUCUGCUGUGGAUUUCUUUGGUCAUUAUGGAUUCAAUGAUGAUAUCGUACUCAAUAGCAAGUUCUCUGAUCUAGCUGAUAACUGGACAAACUGUACCCUCAUGUGUUAUCUUCCUCCAUUCUCAGGUCAGACCAUAUUGAUGGAAACGGAUCCUGAACUAGAUCUUAAGGUGAUGGAACUAGAGCUUCAUAAAUGUUCAGAGAAGAGUCGAGACGCCUACCAGGCUCAGAUGGCUUGUGCUAUGAAACUAAAACAUGAAGUUAUAUCUCUUAGAGCUCUAGUUAGCUCACAGCAGGAUCUCAUUACAUCACUCACACAAGAGUUUCAAACACUGCGUACUGAAAGAUUCCAAGUAGAGAAAGCGUAUCUUAAGAAGCAGUUGAAUGAUUUAAAGCUUGGUAUUGAGAUGAAAGCAGAGAAUGGAAAUGACACCCUUAUCAAUCAAGAUGAUGACGAUGAUGAUGAUGAAGUUGAUACUGAUAUGUUACUACGAGUGCUUGAAAGUAAAGUGUCAUCUUUAGGCAUGACUGAUUCUUCCAGAGCAGAGAGUAAGAUCCAUUGGCAGGUUGCUGAGGAGUUUAAAUUAAGUAUGGAUGACUCUGUCAUGGCAGGCAUGUGUGUUGUCUCCCAAACAACCAAGGCCCAUGUAAGUAGCUCAGUAGUUGAGAUGUAUAAGACAAGAUGCAGUCAUCUAUUAGAUUCAUCAAUACACACUAAGAUGUAUCUUUGUGGAACUUUGGAACAUCCAGAAAGGAUCCAACGUAUACUCUCGGAUGGAUUCACAGAACGAGACUUCAGUCAUGGAGAGUUUGGAGUGGGUCUUUAUUUCAGUCAACAUGCAUCAAAAGCUGCUCACUUCUCUGCUCUUGGUAAAUUACUUCUUAAUGACGUUGGUCUGGGUAAGACCGAGUCUGUCAUCAAGAAAGAUAACACAAGAACUGCUCCUCCAGAAGGAUUUGAUUCCAUUGUGACACCAGGCAGACUUUCUAAUUUGAGUGGAGGUGACCUUAUGACCUGUGGUUAUCAAGAAUAUGUGAUCUUUGACCCCUACCAAGCACUUCCUCUUUACCUGAUUGAGUACAGAUUGGAGUGACUCAUGACAAGGUAGAAUUACAAGCAAUUUUUAACUGUCUUCCCAUUCAUCGUGUCUGUCAAGGUAAGAGUAAUUAUCAUUUGAUGAAGUGGAAGUGUCAUGGCUGACACAGCAGUCAUGAUCAGCAGAGUGGCGUUUGUGAUCAGCAGCGUUUGGGUUCGAGUCCAAGUCAAGACACCUGUGUUCUUAACAAGGAACAAUUUCAUCAAGCACUUUUGCUGCAAUAUAUUUAAACUGCACAGUAUUUGUGCAUACUGAAUGCUAGUAUUGAGUAGCAAUGGUGAUUUUUAAGUGGCAACUUGUACAUAUUGCGUAGCAUUUUGCUACAAGGGAAAUCAUUUACUGCUUAAGCAAGACACUUAACUAUGAUGCUUCAUCCUUUAGA